Messenger RNA from Lactuca saligna, 4140 nucleotides. Lineage: Eukaryota; Viridiplantae; Streptophyta; Magnoliopsida; Asterales; Asteraceae. The record is from the annotation of a GenBank genome assembly.
AUGGCAAAAUCCGAAAAGGUUCUUGGUGAAGUCGCUAGUUGCUUUAAUUUAAAGAUUAGGCACAACGUAGGGAAGAAUGCCUUCAAUAUAAUUGAGGAGAUUGAUAGUGUGAUGAGACGACACUCUCUAAUUACUUGGACUGAUCAUCCCAUUCCUCUGGGCAAAGUACUCUAUUCAAUGAAGGCAUCCACCUCCACCCCAUCAAUUGAACACAAUGUAUUCCAGUCAAGAGAGGUGACUUUUAAAGAAGCACUAAAAGCACUUGGAUCAAACCACAAAGACCCUAUUGCUAUUCAGAAAGCUGUAGCAGACUACCUUCGUAUAGACCUAAGUGAAAGCACUAAAUCAGCCAGAGCAGAUAAACUUCGUAAAUGGUUUAAUGACAACUCUGAUGGGGGUAAGAAUAAGUUCCUCAUAAUACUUGAUGAUGUUUGGCAAUUUGUUGAUCUAGAAGAUAUCGGUUUAAGUACUUCUUUACCAAAUCAAGGUGUCAACUUCAAGGUCUUAUUGACAUCACGAAAGAAAGAUAUUUGCACAAUGAUGGGAGUUAAAGAUAAUUCAAUUAUCAAUGUCAAAGUCUUAGAAGAAGAAGAAGCACAAAAUUUGUUCCUCCAAUUCGUAGAAAUUUAUGAUCGGGAGCUUCAUCAGAUACGGGUAGAUAUAGUAAAGAAGUGUUGUGGUUUACCCAUUGCCAUAAAAACCAUGGCCCUAACUCUUAGAUAUAAAAGCAAGGAUUCAUGGAAAGAUGCACUCUCCCGUUUAGAGGACCAUGAAACUGAAAAUGUUGCAAAUGAAGUUUUCGAGAUGAGCUACCGCAAUCUCCAAGAUGAGGAGACCAAAGCCAUUUAUUUGCUUCGCGGUUUGUUCCCCGAAGACUUUGAUAUCCCUACCGAGGAUUUAGUGAGAUAUGGGUGGGGAUUAAAUUUAUUCAAAAAAGUGUAUACCAUUAGAAAGGCAAGAACGAGGUUGUAUUCUUGUAUUGAGAGACUCAUGGAUUCAAAUUUGUUAAUUGAAAGUAAUUAUGUUGGGUACAUCAAGAUUCACGAUUUGGUGCGCGAUUUUGUUUUAGAUAUGUAUUGUAAAGUCGAGCAUGCUUCAAUUGUCAGCCAUGGUAAUAUGCAUGGUUUUAUUGAAAAUAAUAUGACCGACUCUUGCACAGCAAUUUCAUUAUCAUGUGAGAGUAUAUCUGAGUUUCCAAGAGACCUUAAUUUCCCAAAUCUAACGAUUUUGAAACUUAUGCAUGGAGAUAAGUGGCUAAGGUUUCCUCAAGACUUUUAUAAAGGAAUGGAAAAGCUUCAGAUAAUAUCUUACGAUGAAAUGAAGUAUCCAUUACUUCCUUCAUCACCUCAAUUCUCAAUAAACCUUCGAGUGCUUCAACUUCAUGCAUGUUCAUUAAGAAUGUUUGAUUUCUCAUGUAUUGGAAAUAUGUUGAACUUGGAAGUGCUCAGCUUUGUUGAUUCUGGAAUUGAUCGGAUACCUUUGACAAUUGGAAACUUAAAGAAAUUAAGGCUACUUGAUCUGAGAUGUUCUCAUGGUCUUUGUAUAGAACAGAGUGUCUUGAAAAAUUUGAUCAAACUUGAAGAACUUUAUAUUGGAAAUUCAUCUGGUCUUAUAGAUGAUAACUACAAUGAGUUGUCAAAGCGUUCAAGCAGCCUUUUCGCAUUAGAAUUAGAGUUCCUUAAUAACAAGGAUCAAAUGAAGAAUGUGUCAUUUAAGAAUCUUGAACGAUUCAAGAUAUCAGUGGGACGCCGUUUAGAUAGAUAUAUCAGUAAGAGUAGUCACCCAUAUGAAAACACGUUGCAGUUAGUGACCAGCAAAGGUGACAUACUAGACUCGAAACUUAAUGAGUUGUUUGUGAAAACUGUGGUGCUUUGUUUAAGUGUAGAUGACAUGACUGAUCUUGAAGAUGUUGAGGUAAUAUCUUCAAAUUCUUAUCAAUCCUCUUCAUUAUGCAAUUUAAGAGUCCUUGUCAUUUCUGGUUGUGCGGUGUUGAGAUACCUUUUCAAACUCUGUGUUGCAAACACUUUGUCAAAUCUUGAGCAUAUGGAAGUUUAUGAGUGCGAUAAUAUGGAAGAAAUCAUACAUAAUGGGACUGGGGGUAGUGGAAAAGAAACAAUUACAUUCCCCAAGCUGAAAUUUUUAUCUUUGGGUGGACUACCGAAGCUAUUAGGUUUGUGCCUUAAUCUCAACAAAAUUGAGUUACCACAACUCAUAGAUUUGAAACUUGAGGGCAUUCCAGGUUUCACACGCAUUUUUCCACUAGAAACAUCUACUUUGUUUAAGGGAGAGGUUGUGAUUCCUAAGUUGGAGACACUUCAAAUUGAUGACAUGGAGAACUUAAAGGAAAUAUGGCCUUGGGAACUUAAUAGAGAUGAGAAAGUUAAAUUGAAAGAGAUUGAAGUGAAUAAUUGCCAUAACCUUGUGAAUCUAUUUUCGUGCAAUCCCAUGUCUCUGCUGUAUCAUCUUGAAGAACUUAAAGUUAAGAAUUGUGGUUCCAUUGAACCGUUAUUCAACAUCGACUUGGAUUGUAAUGGUGCAAUUGGUGAAGAAGACAAGAUUAGCAGCUUAAGAAGCAUCAAAGUGGUGAACUUAGGGAAUCUAAGAGUGGUGUGGAGGAUAAAAGGUGCAUAUAACUCUCGUCCCCUCGUCUAUGGCUUUCAAGCUGUUGAAAGCAUAAGUAUUGAAACAUGUGAGAGGUUUAGAAAUGUAUUCACACCUUCCACCACCAGUUUUGAUCUGAGAGCACUUAUGGAAAUGAAUAUAAGGGAUUCCGGUGAAAACAAGCAAAACAACGAAUUAGUAGAGAGUAACCAAGUGCAAGAGCAGACUGAUAUUCUGUCAGAGGAAGAGACAUUACAAGUUACUACUAGCUGUAUUUCUAAUGUAUUCCCAUCCUGUCUCAUGCACUCUUUUCAUAACCUCCAUAAACUCAAAUUGGAGAAGUAUGGAGGAGUGGAGGUGGUGUUUGAGAUAGAGAGUCCAACGACUAGUGAAUUGGUAACAACUCACCAUAACCAACAACCGCCUAUUAUACUUCCCAACCUCCAGGAAUUGUAUGUAAGUGAUAUGGACAACAUGAGUCAUGUGUGGAAGUGCAGCAAUUGGAAUAAAUUCAUCACUCUUCCAAAACAGCAAUCAGAAUCACCAUUCCACAACCUCACAAAUAUAAGUAUUUAUAAUUGCAAAAGCAUUAAGUACUUGUUUUCACCUCUCAUGGCUAAAUUUCUUUCCAACCUAAAGAAAGUCGAGAUAGAACUAUGUUAUGGUAUUGAAGAAGUUGUUUCAAACAAAGAUGACAAGGAUGAAGAAAUGAAUACAUCUACCCGCACAAGCACCAUCUUGUUCCCUCAGCUUGAUUCUCUCAUUAUAAGAUACAUGAAGAAUCUGAAGUGUAUUGGUGGAGGUGGUACCAAGGAUGGGAGCAAUACAAUAUCUUUCAACAAUACCACUACAGCUACUGCUUCACUUGAUCAAUUUGAGUUUUUAGAAGCAGGUGUCGCUUCUUGGAGUUUAUGCCAAUACGCUAGAGAGAUAGAGAUACAUAAGUGUGAUGUAUUGUCAAGUGUGAUUCCAUGUUAUGCAGCAGGACAAAUGCAAAAGCUUCAAGUGCUGACAGUAAGGUCUUGUGAUGGGAUAAAGGAAUUAUUUGAAAAGAGUGGUUGUGAUGAAGGAAAUGGUGGAAUUCCAAGGCUAAAUAACGUAAUUAUGCUUCCCAGUCUAAAGAUAUUGCACAUCGCAUGUUGUAGGGGUUUGGAACACAUAUUCACAUUCUCUGCACUUGCAAGCAUGAGACAGCUCGAAGAGUUAACUAUAAAAUAUUGCAAGGCCUUGAAAGUGAUUGUGAAGAAGGAAGAAGACAAUGCAUCAUCAUCGUCAUCGAAGGAGGUUGUGGUCUUGCCUCAUCUAAAGUCCAUUGUACUAUUGGAUCUACCUGAGCUGGAAGGUUUCUUCUUGGGGAUGAAUGGAUUCCUAUGUCCUUCAUUGGAUACGGUUGGGAUCAUUGAUUGUCCUAAAAUGCUGGUAUUUGCACCUGGUGGGUCCACAGCCCCCCAACUCAAGUAUAUACACACAGGAUUAGGCAAACAUACUCUUGGAGAAUGUGGUCUUAACUUUCAUGUCACAACUGCUGCACAUCGUUAG